CUUUCUCCACGGGGUUUUUCCCCCGUAUGUGCGCAUCAACGUUACAAGAAAAACCGUGAGAGGGACGAGGCCUUGGUGAUAAGGACAAACCCUGCUGGACCUCGUUCUCCUCCUCCCGAGCUCGUCUCUCGCGGUUCGGUAUGUCUUUGAGCCUGCUCCCCCUCUCGCCAUGCCCGCUGCUGAACGCUACCUGCCGCCGCUGCUGCCGCUGCUCUUUCUGCCGUCGCUGCUUUUGAUUUCGUGCCUGGAUGGGCCGGUGAGAGCAGCGGAGGAGGGCGGCGGCCUGCCCUCCUCCUCGCCCGGGGACAAUGGCCUCACCGUUGCGGUCGGAGACCCGUCUGCCACCGACCCGACCGCCCGAGGGCGACUCCUCAGCCCCUCCGCGGCAGAGUCCCCGUUCGCCUUGAAGGUCUUGGUAAGGGACAUGGUGACCCGUCAGCCGCUGCCGGGUGCUUCAGUGGAGGUUUAUGUAAACCACACACUGAGGAGCUCUGCCCAAACAGGGGAGAGAGGUGACGUUCUGCUCUGGGUAGCGUACAGUCCAGUCCUCAGUCUGACUCUGCUGGGCACCAUGGAAGGCUACGUCCCGAGUCCGCUGCCCUGGAGCACCACCAAGAGACCGAUUUUCUCUGCUGUGACGUUGCUGCUGCUCCCUCACAGUCAGGGGAACAUCUGGCUGUUUGAAGACUCGGUACUCAUCACCGGGAAGUUACCUGACAGCUCCUCCCAACCCAAGGUUAAGUUCCCCAAGAACCUCCUCCCGUUGUCUGACAAGAGCAACAUCUCCUCACUGACAGCGUACCUGACUGUACCACAGCACCACCUAGCUAGAGACUGUGCCAACUGCACUCCAGGCAUCAUCAGCAGCAAAUCAGUGUUGAGAAGCAUCGAGCUGAAGGCGGUGGCAGCCGUCAAUGUCCUGCUGUACUCCGGUGGUGAGGAGCUCCAGGUUCGAGGGCCCAUUCAGAUCAGCCUGCCCCUGGGACACCGCACGCGCCUCAGGGCUGCUGAUACUGUGCCUGCCUGGGCCUUUAACCUGAAAACUGGUGCCUGGGAGAAUCAGGGUCUGGGAAUAGUGAGAACAAUUGGUGAUGAGCUGGUUUGGACCUACACCGCUUCCCAUCUGGGCCACUGGAUCGCUGCCCCCCUUCCCUCACCAAACGAUUACCUGGGACAUGGAAGCUCUUUGGAUUUCCUAUCAUACCACAGCUACCUGUUGAUGGGAAUACUGGGAGGAAUGCUGGCUUUGGUGAUUGGACUCCUUUCCUUGCUGCUGUGUCAGUGCGGAAGUUCUCAUCGAGAGCCCAGGAGGAGGAGAGCACGCUUUUCCAAACUCACAGUGGUGAAGAAAGACCAGACCACCUCCACCCACAUGGAAGAGGGUUUACUGUUCCGUUCUGGUGACAACAGCCUCGCUUCCUGCAGUGUCCAGUGUGAACCCUCGUCCACGCCGAGGCACAAGGCCAACUACAACAUCUACGUGGAGGAUCCAGGGAGUCGCCUGGCUGCUGCUUUUUAUGAGAACAUUGCUGCGGAUCGGAUCAAAGGCCCACAGCCGUCAUCUCACUACAUCAACAGCGAAGAGGUGGCUCGGCUUCGGGACAAGUCGGAGCAGAACCGGGCCAACAUGAACUCUGACAACUUCUUUCAAGAUAAGCUGGUUCAUAUCUACAACCAGCCGCUGGCUAUUAUUCAGGCGCCGGAGCUUUUUAGUGCUCAGGAGCAGCAACUGUCGGGCUGCAAGUCUGCUACUUUCCCCCGCAAUGCAGUUGAGUAUGAUGCUCACUCAGAGCCUUCAAAUAAAGACAGCUACACCCAGACACUACCCAAAGUCCCUCACCACCACUCCCAAGGUGGGAGCAGCCCACAGCAGAGCAACCAAGAUGAGCCCCAGCCUCUGGAGACUCCUCCCCAAGGCCAAGGCCCUAACGCGGGCGUGUGGGGACGCUACAGUAACCUCCUCGAAUCCUCCGUCUCUGUGCCUGGGACUCUUAAUGAGGCAGCUGGUAUGGAGGCCUUCAGCAGUGGGCAUGGCGUACCCAGCGAGCUGCAGGGGAUUUCAGAGCGCACCUUGCUGGAGCUGACCCGGGGCAAGCCCUUGUCGUCUCACCCCAGGGCCUGGUUUGUGUCCUUAGACGGGAAGCCGGCCGCCCAGGUUCGCCACUCUAUUAUUGAGCUUCAGGGCCGCCACCGCCCGCCGAGCAGCAACGACACAAGCCUGGACUCUGGGGUGGACAUGAACGAGCCUCUGCAGAACAUCCGGGAGACAGAGCGUGACAGGCCUUCGAUCAGGGCAUCUUCCCUGUCGCACCACAGCCGAGGGGGGCGUUACAGCGAAGAGCAGGACCUGAGCAGUAGUGAGAGUGGCACAACAGCCACCUGUACACCAGAGGACCCUUCCCUGAGGAACAUUUUAGACGGGAGCAGUGGGGCUAUUCCCAACAUUCCUGAAGAGCGAGACGGGAUGGAUACAUCCAGCGCUCAGGAGGACAGCGAGUCGAGAGGUACGCCGCCUCCACGUCGCCUGAGGAAAGUGAGGGAGAAGGGGAAGACGGAAAAGAGGAGUGCCAAGCAUGUACGCGAGGGGAGACCUCUGACCAAGCGAAGUUAGAGCAUGGCAAACAUCGAGACAAGCAUUUUUUUCAUCAGUGCUUAAUUUAAAUGUCCACGGUUGACCAUUUCACCGAUUUUGAGCUAUUUUCAUCACAUGAUGUCACAUCAGUGCUGAGUAAUCCAAAUUAGUUUUUAACCACUUGUGCUCACACAGGCAUUGUUGUUGUUGAGUUAUGUAAUUGUACAACUUUGCCAAAGAAUGCAUAAGCUAGCUCAAGAAGUAAAACAGGAUCUAUGUCAUGUUCAAGCAUUAUGUAGCUGCUGUUAAGACGAGUUUGUGCACCACCUUCAUCAAUUUUCUCGAAUCUGAAGAUCACCAGCGAGAUUCUUCACAGCAAAAUGUCCGUGUGAACACGAUGUCCCAUUGUCCCCAGUACUGGCAUUAUAGAGGGUGCCUUCUUACUGCCUGUAGUCAUUACAUGUGAUUACAAAAGGCACGGUAUUUGUCUAUAUUUAGUAAAAUCUGGUGAGUUUGCAGGACGGACACAGAUACAGGUCUAUGUGUAGUGCACUUAUCCUCACCAUAAAUGCCUGCUGUAAAUUAAAUAAGAUAAAGAAGCUUUCCCGGUUUUCAGUGCUGACAUCUUGUUUCAAUCACAUUGCCUCAUUUUGCUUAAAAAGAAACUCUGGGGUUCAUGAAAAGACUUAAAGGUUUUUAACUCACGACAUGAAAUACUCAAUUAUAUCAGAGUAAAAUGCAGAUGAACAUUGUAAAAUUAAAGCUGCCAUUUUGAAGUCGUCACAUCUCAUAUUCAAGGAUUUAAGCCUACGGUUACUUGCGAAUGCAUGAAAAUGAAUGUUUUCUCGUGUGUAUGAAAAUAUUUUGUGUUUUAAUGUAGAGCUAACAUUACGUCAUCGUAGCUGUUAGAUUACCUGUGGACUGAAUGAUUCAUAUCAUUGUCUAGUCCUGAAAGGAGUAUUGUGCUGCCAACUGUAACUACUGUAAGGAACUAUUGUAACAAUAGUACCCAAAGACUUCUACACUAUGAUUAUCCGUGAAUACAUUUUAAACCACAUCCAUCAACAGUAAAGAGGUGGCUCGGUACGCGUUAGCUGAAUUGGCACUACAACAUGUCAAAGUCGUGUGUUAUGGGAUUAGUGGGACUGGAAAGUGUGGGGCAAUUCUGUCUGAAGCAACUGAUGGUACAACCAGCUACUGUUAACAGACUGAGAAAGAAGUCAUUUCUGAUUGGUUGGAAGGGUGCUGUUAAAAUUAUUAUAACUGCACAGCUCUGAGGUCACAAUUUGAUAUAUUAAUUCAUAUUAACAAUUUGCAGUGUUAAGUAAAGGAGGCCAACGCCCUCUGCUUAGUCCCCCAAAGUUAUGCAUUAGUAUUAUUUUCGUUUUUAAUAACAUUUAGUAUUAUCCCUUGUAAUUAUUUCCAUACAUGCAUUCGGUGCCUUGGAGUUUUGCAUUCACAACCUGUGGUUCCAAACCUCUUAAUACGUUUGACAAAAAUAUAUUUACUUCCUGAUCAACGUGACCUUGGGAUGGGAUUACCUUUUUUAAAAUUUAGAGAUAUGACUCAAGAAAGAAAGAUGUUUUUUAACUGAUUUUUUCAGUUGAAAGCUUGACGAUAAUGGUGCUGAACAUAUGGUCCCCAGAGUGGUCGUGGGCUCUAGGGAUGGCAAUAUCGGUCCACAGUUGGUCGGUCACUCCUCUACACUGGUCCAGACUGAAAUAUCUCAACAACUAGUUGAUGGAUUGCCAUCAAAUGUUGUACAGACAUUCAGGGUGCCCAGAUGAUGAGUCCCUCUGACUCUGGUGAUUAAUCUUCUUCUAGCGCCACCAUGAGGUUGACAUUUGUGGUUUUGUGUGAAAGACUAUUGGAUGGAUUUCCUCAUUCUGAAUUGUAAUAAGCCAGUCAGGUCAUAUUUAAUUUCGUCCAAUACUAACUAAAUAUUUACAAAACUACAUUCCCACCAGCCUCAGCUGUUAUUAGUGUUUACUUCUAAUUAAAAAAUGUUAGCACUACUGUGGUUAAGAACAACCUCACAGAGCCAGUAAUAUGGGUGUUAACCCUUAGUCUUGUUUGGGUUUAAGCAAUUUCCAACAAAUAUGUAUACAGAAGUAUUUUACUGAGGUAAAAUGUAAAACAACACAGUCACAUGUAUGCCUGCGUUUCAUAUCUGUCCUCUACUAAUUGACAUGGCAGCUUUUGUCUUGAGUCAAAUGAAGCACACCACACUUUAAUAUGAGCCCAUUUGUUACACUGGCACACAGCUUUCCCACAAACCUAUUGAAUUUUUCAGUGUGUAAAUACAACAGUGGCAACGCUACAAUAAUGAAUACCGAUAUCAUUGGUCAUUCAUGAUAAAGUUUGGCAAAACACUCACCAUGAACACCAUAAAGUGGUUCUACUAGCAAUAUUUACCAUAAAUUACAAUUUAAAGAGUAACUUGCAGCCACAUUUUUGCUAUAUUUAGUCUUCCGUCAUCGUACUACUGUAAAUCUUUCACAGAUGAGUUCAUUUUGUAUGUAUAAGGCUCGAUUCAGCUACCUUCAUGUGUUCUUUUGUAUGUACUGUAUAUAGUAAAGCAACAUUUUAUGUAUUAUGUGGCUGUGAUUUAAUUUAUUUUGUGCUGUUUUUCUCCCAUCUUAAAGUGGGAGAAAUGUGUGUCCAGUGAAUGAAUUGAAUGACAAGGUUUUGAGCCAGUGUCAUAUGAGAGACGUUAUCAAUAUUCCUUUUUUUUUUAAGGUUAGCGUAAAGGGUGAGUGUCUUUUCAAGGGAGUGUCUAACAAGCCUGAGCUUUGUAAUUUUAAAUGUAGCAACAAGUUGAGCACUUAAUCAUUCAGUAUGCUUACAAAUGAAAAUACUUUCUCCUGCUAGUCAUCAGCUUGAAAAUACAGUAUAUCCCAGCUUACUCAACAACGCGAGGAGUAGUUUGUGAACACUUUGUGCUGAUAAUUCUUGACAAGCAAAUCAAACCUACUGCCACUCCAUUUUUAAAGUGAUUUUUGCUGAAUGUAUUUGUAUUGAUUUUAAUGUUCUAUAGUGUGCUCCUCUUGUGUCUAGCCAUUGAACUUCAUGGGCUUUUGUUUAUUUCAAAAUGGGCACCUCUUGUGUUUACCUCUGUAAUGAUAGUAGUGUUAUUAGUCUUGCCUUUUUGUGCACUAAAUUAAUAAAGUUACUUGAUACCAA
This is a messenger RNA of Dicentrarchus labrax (European seabass), 5755 nucleotides long. It is a transcript of the gene fam171b, whose product is annotated as family with sequence similarity 171 member B. Bases 170 to 2611 code for a protein of 813 amino acids. The transcript is spliced from 8 exons. Lineage: Eukaryota; Metazoa; Chordata; Actinopteri; Moronidae. The record is from RefSeq and is a predicted model, not a curated record.